AUGUUAAAUAGUUUGAGUUCCAUAGAAGAAAAUAAAGAUGAGUUUCACAACUCUUUUAAAUCUAGUAAAUCUAGUAAUUCUCCUCUUUCAGAAAAAAAUAGUUCAAUUUUUGUUUAUGAAAAUUUUAGCUUUUAAGAAAAGUAAGUUUAUUUAUUAUUUUUAGUUAAAAUCACAAAUUACAAGAUUCAUACGAAAUUUUAAAAAAUAUGCAUGGUUGUAAUGAGGAUUAUAAUAUUAAAAUUAACAAACAAAAACCAUAAUAACAAUUAUAAUAUCAAUAAUAAUAAAAAUAAAAUCGAUUCCUAUAAUUCGAACAAUAAGAGGAUGAUGUAGAAGAAACUAUAAAUUUUCAAUUUUUGAAAAAUUAGUAGCAAUAAAAAUUCAAUAAGAAAAGUAAAUCAAAUAAACAAAAUAAUUUCCAAUAAAUGUUACAUUUAAAUGAUAAUGAAUAGGAACAUGAUGAAGAAUUAUAAUAAAUCCUUGAUAAUUUUUUCGAAGCCAAAAAUUGUUAGUAUUGUAAGAAGAAAAUGAAUCAGAAAAUUUUGAAUGCUCAUGAAGAACAAUGUAUUUAUAGAGAAACAAAUUAUGAUGAAAUUUAGUGUCCAUAUUGUGGUGAUAAUAUAGUUAGAGCCUUUAUUAAUGAUCACUUUGAAGAGUGUGUAAUGUAUAUAGAGGAUAAGUUUUCAAAAUUGGAAGGAGUUCUAGACUGCAGUAUAUGCAUGAAUGAAAUAAACGACAAUAAAUUAAUACUUAAAUGUUAACAUUAUUUUCACUCAGAUUGUAUUAAAGAUUGGCUUAAAAAAAAAAAUGAAUGUCCAGUUUGCAGAGAGUAGAUCUUAAACUAAAUUCAUUGA
Paramecium pentaurelia is the source of this 854-nucleotide messenger RNA. The record is from the annotation of a GenBank genome assembly. NCBI's taxonomy places the organism in Eukaryota, Ciliophora, Oligohymenophorea, Peniculida, Parameciidae.